AUGGCCAAUGAACCCAGUACGACUAAAGGGCACAUCACUGGGACACCGGACGUUCCGUCGAUCGCGCAAUCUCAAUCCCCUAGCAGCUCAGAGCCGAACGUCGUGGCCGCUGCCAACCAAGCAUACGCUUCUUACAACAGAACGUGGGAUGUGGCACAGCUGAAAACCGCCGUAGCACUAUUCCAACAAGCGGUGAACGAUGCCCCCGAACCAAAGGCGUAUCUGUUGGGCGAGCUAGGACACUGUCUACAUCUAUACCACUGGGCUCGAGGGGACCCUAAUGACCUCCAGCGAGCCAUUGCGGCGUUUCAAAGUGCCCUACAACUCGUUCCAGAAGGUCACCCCGAUAGGGCUUUGUGUCUCAGCAAUCUCAGCGCCUCAUUGCGAAGACGCUUUGGAUCCCUUGGCGCAAUCAACGAUCUUGAAAGUGCCAUCGAAAUGCAACGACGCGCAGUCACGCUUACUCCGAACGACCAUCCCGAACUUUCGAAUCGGCUCGCCAUCCUCGGCUCUUUGCAAAGUCUGCGUUUCCGACGCUUCGGAGAGCUGGAAGACAUAGAGAGCGCCAUUUCGAAUGAACAGCGUGCGAACGAGCUAACUCCUGAUGAUCAUCCCGGCAAAGCUACCCAGCUGAACAACCUCGCAUCGUCCUUGUGCACUCGCUUCGAGCGUCUCGACGACCCCGCCGAUCUCGAGCGUGCUAUCACGACGCAAUGCCGCGCGGUCAAUCUUACACCGAACGACCAUCCCGACUUUGCGAUUUUCCUCGACUGCCUCGGCACUUUGCAGAUGCUGCGUUUCAGACACUUCGGAGAGCUCGAAGACAUCGAGAGCGCCAUCUCGAGUCAACAGCGUGCGAACGAGCUGACUGCAGAUGAUUAUCCCAACAAAGCUAAAUGGCUGCACAACCUCGCAUCGUCCUUGCGCACUCGCUUCGAGCGUCUCGAUGACCCCGCCGACCUCGAGCGAGCUAUCAAGAUCCAGUCCCGCGCUGUCGAGCUCACUCCGGAUGACGAGCCCGACCUGCGAAGUCGGCUCGACGGCCUCGGCUCCUUGCAGUUGCUGCGUUUCGGACGCUUUCGAGAGCUCGAAGACCUCGAGAGCGCCAUUUCGAAUCGACAGCGUGCGUACGAGCUGACUGCAGAUGAUAAUCCCGACAAAGCUCUCCGACUGCAUAACCUCGCAUCGUCCUUGUGCACUCGCUUCGAGCAUCUCGACGAUCCAGCCGAUCUCGAGCGGGCUAUCAAAAUGCAACACCGCGUUGUCGAGCUUACUCCGAAGAGCUUACCUGACUUUCCGAUUAAACUUGCCAGCCUCGGCUCUUUGCAGUGGCUACGUUUCGAACGCUUUGGAGAGCUCGAAGAUCUUGAGAGCGCCAUUUCGAUUGCACGGCGUGCAAACGAGCUGACUGCAGAUGAUCAUCCCGACAAAGCUGUCAGGCUGCAUAAUCUGGCGCGCUGUCUGGUGGCCUACUUUCACCAAGAAAGGACGACGGAUCGUUUUGCUGAAGCUCUCUCUUGUUACAUGGCGGCAGCAUCCACUCCAUCUCUACGCUCGCCGGCCAAGCGCCUCGAAAUAGCUAUCAAUACUGUGAAGUUCCUCGAUGAUAAUCACAAGUACAGCACCAGCAAGAUGUUGUUACUUGCUCAUUCCCGGGCCAUCGAUGUUCUCUCUGAGUUCGUCUGGCUUGGACACAGCAUGAAACAUCGCCUAGAGGAGUCUCAGAAGCUUGGCAAAUUUGUCAAUUCUGCGGUGUGUGCUGCCGUCAGAGUCAAUGCUGCGAUACAAGCUGUCGAAUGGCUAGAAUCGGGUCGAACCCUCAUAUGGUCGCAGACGCUAUCACUGCGCAGCCCUCUUCACGAUCUCGAACAAGCUUACCCCGAUCUAGCACGUGCUCUCAGCGACGUUCAUGUCCAACUGCAGGAAUCGAUCUGUUUACCAUCCCAUCGUGAUGGCGUUUUAUUGAAUGAGCAGAGUAGUUCAAUGACGAGCGCAGGCCGUAGCCGUGCAGACAUCCAACGAGGCGUGGCCAUCGAGCAUGGGAAGCUACUCUUGAGCAUCCGCAAACUCGAAGGCUUCGAGGACUUCAUGCUUCCCAAGAAGCUUCCUGCAUUGCUUCCCGCAUCUGCACGUUUCGGCGGGCCUGUGGCCUUCAUCAACGCAGAUCAUGUGCGCUGCGAUGCCUUGAUCUUACUCACAGAUGGCACUGUCAAGGUCGUAGCAUUGCCGGAUAUCUCCUUGCAAAGGGCUACGGACCUGCGGUCACAGUGGCUGUUGUAUCUCGAGCUACACGAUGCUCGCGAGCGUGGUACAUUACGAGACACCCCGAGAGCAGAUCAUCAUUCCGAGGAACCAAUAUCACCUCGUCGUAUCCUCGGCCGCGUCUGGAGAUGGAUCGUACGCCCGAUACUAGAAGGGCUCGGUAUAUACGGGCCCAAAGCGCCCUCCGGUUUGCUCCCUCAUGUCAUCUGGUGUCCCACUGGACCGCUAACCCAGCUGCCACUUCACGCAGCGGGGGACUACGGAGAGUUCGGGCCACGCGUUUACGACUUCGUUGUCUCCUCAUACACUCCAUCGCUCUCCGCGCUCACGCGCAGCAUCGAUGCGGUCGCGAACGAGCGUGUUGCUCCGAGCGUACUCGUGGUGACGCAAGCGGACGUUCCCGGAUGCACACCGAUACCAGGAACUUUGGUCGAAGGCGAACGUGUACGAGAGGUUCUGGCGCAGUCUAAGUAUGACACCUCCCUCUUCACAGGGGAUGAAGUGUCAAAGGCUGCCGUACGCACCGCCUUGAACCAACACACGUGGUUGCAUCUUGCUUGUCAUGGCACCCAGAACGCGGAAGACCCUCUACAGAGCGCCUUUGCACUCUACGACGGUCCGCUCUCGCUCCUCGACCUCAUGAACACCAGGUCGGACAAUGCAGAGCUUGCGUUCUUAUCCGCGUGCCAGACCGCCGUCGGCGACGAGAAGAUGCCCGAGGAGUCGAUGCACCUCGCAGCGGGCAUGCUCGCGGUGGGAUACAAAGGCGUGGUCGCCACGAUGUGGUCGAUCGGAGACGAGGACGCGCCGGUCGUUGUUGAGGCGUACUAUCGGAAGCUGCUCGAGCUUCGCGCAUCGGGCACGCUCGGGAAGGGGGAGACGGGUGCGGCAUACGCCCUGCACGAGGCAACGAAGAUAUUGAGGGAAAAGGUCAAGGAUAAGAAGUUCGCGCGCUGGGCCCCAUUCGUGCAUUUCGGAAUAUAG
This is a messenger RNA of Peniophora sp. CBMAI 1063, 3246 nucleotides long. The record is from the annotation of a GenBank genome assembly. NCBI's taxonomy places the organism in Eukaryota, Fungi, Basidiomycota, Agaricomycetes, Russulales, Peniophoraceae.